Molecule: messenger RNA, 1617 nt
Organism: Physella acuta
Lineage: Eukaryota; Metazoa; Mollusca; Gastropoda; Physidae
Product: HAUS augmin-like complex subunit 7
Biological process (GO): spindle assembly; microtubule organizing center organization
Cellular component (GO): HAUS complex
Molecular function (GO): microtubule minus-end binding
Source: RefSeq, a predicted model, not a curated record
UCUGUAGAAAAUGGCGGCGCCCUUAAGAAAAGUGCACAAAAUAACUUUCAAAGAGAGAUUGGACGCUCUUGAAUGUCCAUUUACGGAAAGUUUGGAUGAGGCUACAACAUCAGAUAUCCUACUCAGUCCAGGAGAGAGUAGAUUCAAAAUUUUACAAUGGUUAUUUUCCAGAUAUGAUUCCUCAUUAGCUGAAAUGCUGGAUCCCUCGCAGCCUUCAUUGGGAGCUAGAAAUGAAUCUAGAGUUCAACGACUUUUGACGGCUGCUUCGGCAAUGUGUUUGUGCCGUUACGAUGAUGUAGAGCUUAUACGAGGAGAUAGUCCACUACCAAAACAGAUACAGUUUAUUGAUAGAUUACUGGACUUGGUCUGCAUUAGAGAUAGUGAGUUCAACCAAGAUACAUCAAGACCAGAGAAUCCUAACUCUUACCUAGAGGAAAUUGUGAAUCAGGAGGGAUUCUCCACAAUGUUGGAUACAAAAGUGGAUCUGUUACCAAAGGAUAUCCAGACUGAAGUUGAGAAAAUGUGGCGCAAGGAAGGCUGGAAGGGAGAUAAAGCCUAUCCGGUAUCUACCUUAGAGGAUUUGAAUGAUCUAUCAAACAAUUUGGGUACAGCCUUAGAGAAACAAACUGCAACAUUAAAUGGUUUAAAAGCGAAGCUAACUCUGCAAGGUGAGAGCAAGAACCAGGAGGUUAUGACCACGACCCACAUGCUGUCCACAGUGCUGAAAGAACUGCGUCAGCUGGCUGAGGGCUUUACCCAGUGCUACGAGUCCAGCAUCAGCCAGUGGUGCAAUAAAACACCACCAGAGUUGUCUGACCUUGGGCCUGUUUUAAAGAGGGUUCAUGGCUAUCUACAACAGUUUAUCAAGCUUCUCACAGAUAUUAAUAAAAUUCGACAAAUUCAUUCUAAAUUGAGUAAAAAGUCAAAGUCUGACCUAGAUGUCAGGUUCCAGGUUUUAGAUAGCACAUCAAGAAAAGUCUCAGACAGUUUCCAGAGCUGCCUGACAGUGCUAGAGGAAACACUCCAUAGAUCUGAGUCUAACUUCACAUCCCAGCAUCCCCCUGUGAUCGUGUUGUGAUGGACAUAUUGAUGUUGUUGUUUACAUUUGUCUCCGGCAGCUCUCAGCUUCACUCAUUCUUUCAAUGUUAAAAUGAUGGUAUUUGUGGCACAACUUUUUCCUGUGAGAAAUUUUUGUUUACCACUGACAAAAUAGAGCACGUUUAUCAUCAUGUGCCAAAUGAUCGAAAUAAAUAAUUACUAGUACUAGCUUUGAGUAAAGUAUGUAUUUUUUAUAAUAAACUGUGCAUGUUUACUUCUGUACAUAAAAGGUAGACUUGUCUCCUCAUCCAUUCCAGCCCUACAGCCCACAUAAUAUAAAGCUCUGAUCCAUGUCAACUCCCUAACAGACUUUAGUUGUAGCCACAUAAUCUACAUUAUUUAAUGUGCCUGCCUGAAAAAUAAAAAAUUGUAUGCAAGUUUUAACCGCAUGGUGCCAUUGUACAUUGUUUUCAAUGUUCAAGCUUGUUUUAAAAUUGUAUAUUUUUAUGCAAAUUAAACUGUAAAUGCUGUUAAAAUGUAUAUUUUAUAAAUAUGCAUAUAUUAUUAAUUACUAUUUCA